UAGCCCUGUUUACCUUUUUCGUUCUAUUCUCUGCUUCGAAUUUUUGCAGUCGAUUUGUAUAGUUUGUUUCUUUGCACAACCAAGACCACGUGUGCGUUCCUGGACUAGUAGUAGUACGAAUCAGAGAGAGGGUUCUUCUGUGCUGAUUAGGUUAAGCUGUAUGCAGCACAGUGAUAAUAACAUGGAAACCUCCAAACUCAGUAACAGUACUCAAAAUAUUCGAUGCCAUCACUGCGCAGGACCCCUUUCAAACCGCAUGGAAACCAGUCUCUGGACCGUUUCGCCUCUCAUCAGGGAUAGCUUCUCUAUGAUUGGUUCUGCCGUUGGCGGCACGGCGAGUGCAUUUUAUGGAUUCAAUCUUGGUAUACACUCUUGCUUCUCAUUUUUUGGUUAUUUUUUAUAA
Messenger RNA from Vigna umbellata (rice bean), 403 nucleotides. Lineage: Eukaryota; Viridiplantae; Streptophyta; Magnoliopsida; Fabales; Fabaceae. The record is from RefSeq and is a predicted model, not a curated record.